GAAGAUUUCCGUAUCUUAUUAUGUUAACUGGAACUCGAAACGCUACUCGCUGCUUCUCUCUUCUCCUGUCCCCAGCAUCUGCGAAACCCUAGGUUUUCGAUCCUUUUCUCUGCGACUAUUCUUUCGCGGUUAUCGAAUAAGAAAGCGAACAGCAGUGGUUCCCUUGCCCAGGGAUUCAAGUGAAAUCUCGUUCCUUGGUUUUCGAGUUUGAGGGUUUUGAUGGAUGGUGACUCCGUCACACAAGCUGAAUCAACUGUUUCCUGUGCCCGUUGUGGCAAGCCUGCUCACCUUCAAUGUCCGAAAUGCGUCGAACUAAAGCUACCUCGUGAAGGUGCUGCAUUUUGUUCUCAGGAUUGCUUCAAAGCAGCAUGGAGUUCUCAUAAAUCAGUCCAUGUGAAGCUAAAAAAUGACGAGGCUUUUAAUCAUUCUGAAGAGUUGCAAAAGAAUUGGCUAUAUUGUUUAAAGAAAGGCCAAAUCCGGACACCUCAGUGUCCUCAUUUUGAUUGGACGGGAACACUACGACCAUAUCCAAUAUCAAAACAUCGAGUGGUGCCUGCGGCGAUUGAGAAACCUGAUUGGGCCAUGGAUGGAAUCCCGAAGAUCGAACCAAGCAGUGACUUGCAGAGUAGAGUGGAAAUAAAGACGCCAGACAAGAUUGAAAGAAUGAGAGAAACAUGUCGGAUUGCAAGGGAGGUUUUGGAUGCGGCUGCUCGUUUCAUUCGACCAGGAGUAACAACUGAUGAAAUUGAUGAAGUGGUGCAUGAAGCAACUAUUGCUGCUGGUGGAUAUCCGUCUCCACUAAAUUAUCAUUUCUUUCCAAAAUCUUGUUGCACAUCUGUUAACGAGGUCAUCUGCCAUGGUAUUCCCGAUGCUAGGAGAUUAGAAGAUGGCGACAUUGUUAAUGUUGAUGUAACUGUGUAUUACAAAGGUGUUCAUGGUGAUCUGAACGAAACAUACUUCGUUGGAAAUGUGGAUGAAGAGUCCCAGCGGCUUGUCCGUUGCACAUAUGAAUGCUUGGAGAAAGCCAUUUCUAUAGUUAAACCUGGAGUUCGCUUUCGUGAGGUUGGGGAAGUCAUCAAUCGACAUGCAUCCUUGUCUGGGUUCUCUGUGGUGAAAUCAUAUUGUGGUCAUGGUAUUGGAGAGCUGUUCCAUUGUGCCCCUAAUAUUCCUCACUAUGGUAAAAACAAAGCAGUUGGUUUAAUGAAAAAGGGGCAGAUAUUCACAAUUGAACCCAUGAUUAAUGCUGGAAUUUGGCGUGAUCGAUUGUGGCCUGAUGGAUGGACUGCAGUCACUUCAGAUGGGAAAAGAAGUGCUCAAUUUGAGCACACACUUUUGGUGACGGAGACCGGCGUCGAGGUUCUAACAGGUCGGCUGCAAUCAUCUCCCCAUGUUUUUCCCUGGCUGAGCUCUUAAUAGCCCACAGAAUUCGCACCAGAUUCCAGUGAGGAACAAGUUAUGCAGCCAAAAAUAAUAAACACCGCCAUUCAUUUUGUAGCCUUCGAAAAUAAUUAUUAUGUUCACCGUCCAAUUUGAACAUAUUGCUUAUAUUUGGAGUUGUAUAAAUAUAUUUUAAGUAGGGUAUUUUGAUUGUUAUUGACUGAUUAGUUUACAUUCUGUAAUGACGAAUUUGAUUGUUGUAUCUUAUUAAGAGCUAUGAUUCUUGGUGUUGUACGCAGCGUUGAUAUUUAGUAUUGAGCAGUCCUCGUUAUUGUUA
Messenger RNA from Dendrobium catenatum, 1714 nucleotides. RefSeq names its product methionine aminopeptidase 1A. NCBI's taxonomy places the organism in Eukaryota, Viridiplantae, Streptophyta, Magnoliopsida, Asparagales, Orchidaceae. The transcript has 17 exons. Gene Ontology annotation, molecular function: metalloaminopeptidase activity. The coding region runs from base 220 to 1413 and encodes 397 amino acids. The record is from RefSeq and is a predicted model, not a curated record. Gene Ontology annotation, biological process: proteolysis.